CAGUGAAUUAUAAGACUGCGUGGAAGCUGGUCCGGGUUUCUGCAAUAGGGAGCAGAGCAAGUAGGUCUUCGGCACGCCACACUUGAAGAGCUUUCCCGCUCGCUUUCUGACGACACUGUCCUUUACCUGAGCACUGUUACACUGUAGUGAAUGUACAGGCAUUCAAAUAGUUUCUACGAAGUCGUAUAUUUAGGUAGGACUUAUGAGAUGAGAACUUACAACCACUAGGCAACCAAAGUCAUUAUCUCAAAUCUCUAAAGUGAAUUGAGUUAAGGGAGGACCUUGGGGUGUCGUGGAAUAAUUUGGUUCGAUUCCCGUUAUACGUGAUGUGGCAAAAAACACUUAUGGAAGGGGAAAUUUCAUGCCUGCAUUAAGAUUUCAAGCGUGUCGUCUACUUCUAGGAAAUGUUCGGAACAGAGAACUUUCUCUAAUACAACGCAGCAUUCUCCGAAGAUUGAGGAACAAGAGGAGAUCAAUCCAAAUCAAUCUUUCUAGGAGAGAAAAUCGAAACUGUUACAUUAAAUCACAAACAACACGAAAGUUGUCCCUUUAUUAUGGAGAUUUACCUACAAGGGGGCUUCUUCGGAGAGGAAGAGAACGAACUUCAUAUAUCCCUUUUCUACUCAAUCAAGAAACAAGAUCGGACGUGAUUCUGGUUCGUCUCCAUUUUAGUAAAACCAUUCCUCAAGCAAGGCAGCCGAUAAGUCAUCGAAAGGUUAGUUUGAAUAAUGGACAGGUCAGCAUAACAAGUUCUCAAGUUUCCCACGGUGAUCUAAUAUCUUUUCCAGAAACUAUAGCCGAAAUACAAAUAAGGAGAUCUUUCUAUAUCGACAUAUCAGUUGGCAAAAUAAUAGGGAAAUUCCUGCCGGUCAGAAUGUGGAGAAGAACCAAAACAGAAUGGUUCCGCUUACUCAAAACAAAGAGGGGGUGCCGUCUACUACUCCAAUCCGGGUUUUUGCAAGAGUUGCGUGAUUCUAUGCAAGAAGAAGACUUAGAAAGAACAAAGAAGUUUGGAUCCGCUAAAGUAUGCUUAGGCAGUUCCUUCGCUGAGCACAACAGAAUGAAGAAGAAUUUGUUUCAUUUCAAAUACUUUUUCUUAUUGAAGAGAAGGAAGGAGAAAAACCGAAAUCCUCCAACUCUUUCCAUAUGCGCUUUUGUUGACAAGUAUAAAGUAUAUUGUAAUUCGACCUAUUGCUCUGGAUCCCCUUUUACUAGGAAGAUAAGAAUCAAAAGGAUCGAACUACCUACUCAUUAUUCGGAGGUAAAUCAUAGAACACCAAAAGCUGUGGUAUCUUAUGGACCUAACUUAGGGAACAUCCCUCACGACAUAAGAUUGAAAGAUCCAAACCUUCCUCUUUAGAGCUGAUAAGUAAGAAAACGUGGCCAAAGCAUAUAAGCCCUCAUAGGGAAAUAUCCAUCCUGGGAGUAUAUCUCUCCUUAUAGAGAGGGUCUCCCUUUGGAUAGAAAUCAAUAUGUAAGACCGUCGCAGUCGACUAUAAGUAUCAGAUUGCUGGCCUGAGAGAAGGCAGUCUCUCUCGGGAAAACAUUGCCCAAUUUCUCUUCUUUCUUUUCA
Molecule: messenger RNA, 1573 nt
Organism: Musa acuminata subsp. malaccensis (wild Malaysian banana)
Lineage: Eukaryota; Viridiplantae; Streptophyta; Magnoliopsida; Zingiberales; Musaceae
Product: small ribosomal subunit protein uS4m
Biological process (GO): ribosomal small subunit biogenesis
Cellular component (GO): small ribosomal subunit
Molecular function (GO): rRNA binding; structural constituent of ribosome
Source: RefSeq, a predicted model, not a curated record